Messenger RNA from Saccoglossus kowalevskii, 1687 nucleotides. Its product is annotated as chitinase-like protein PB1E7.04c-like. Lineage: Eukaryota; Metazoa; Hemichordata; Enteropneusta; Harrimaniidae. The record is from RefSeq and is a predicted model, not a curated record.
UGAUUAGACGGAGUUGACCGUUGAAGACAUGGCUGGGGGUAAUCAAGAAAGUAUAUGGGAUAGGAUAAAACACCGAACAAAAUAUUUGGUACGUAUUUGCUGUCAGAACACAUCGGCAGCUUUUAUCGCUGUUGCUGCAGUGAUCAUUAUUUUUCUAUUGGCAGCAAUUACUGUAAUUGCAAUAGUCACUACAAGAGCCGGAACAACUGGAACUAGCGAAGCAAACCAUUCAGAUACCAGUACGAAUUUCACCACUAUAUUCACCACCGAUGCGGGUUCUGCAUUUGAUAUGACGACUACGAUAAAAUCAGAUGGAAGUUCACUUGCGUAUACUGCAAGCGUUUUCGCCACAGAUAUGAAAAUUCAAUACAGUUCGAACAUUCCAACUACACUGGAGCAAGAGAGAAAUACAGAGCUGGAAGAAACAACUCUUGGUAUGACAACGAUUAAAUCAGACAUUACUACAUCAGAUAUGCCUACUACUAUUCAGAUGGCACCGACAACGGUUAUUUCUACUGCAGAGGUACUAGCAGAGAUUACUACUAUGGGCUCAGCUACUACUGAGAUGGGAAUACCAACAUAUAUUUCUACAACACCCGAACCAGCGAUCAGUACUACCAGCUCAAUUGUUACUGAUAUGGGACUGCCGACUGCUAUUGCUACAACAUUGGAGCCAGACAUGAAGACACAUGGCACUGUCACUACUGUCCAAUGGACACUACCGAGCGUAAGUACAAUGGGAUGGGCAACGUCGUCAAAGCCGUUCACUGACAUGAAACUAGCAACUGAUGUUUCCACCCAGUCGAUGUCUACACACAUCCAAACAACUGCAACUAUCUUAACAACAUCUAUUCAAGAUCGUCGGUACAUUGAUAUAGGGUGCACUCGAUACCGUGUGUACAACGAUACACAGUCAUGGGAAAGUUCAAAGAUACUCUGUGAAAAACGUGGUGCGGUGCUUGCUUCAUUAAGCACCAGUACCGUCAGCGAUGGUGUCAUACAAUUCAUCAUAGAUAAUAAUAUAGACGAUGGUUUGGUUGACUAUUGGAUUGGACUCAAUGACAUUUCACAAGAAGGGAGUUACAUAUGGAUCAACGGACUUCUCGAAACUUCCAAUGGGACGAUGCUGCAUGUUCUCGUAGCAAGGGUUACAUAUGUCAAAGAUGCCAUCAGCACGCACGUUUCAUCUACUGCAAUGGUCUCAACUACACCUGAUCCAGAUCGCCGGUACAUUGAUAUCGGUUGCUAUCGAUACAGUUUUCAUAACGACACCCAUUCAUGGGAAAGUUCUACCACACUCUGUCAACAAAAUGGCGCCGUGCUGGCUUCAUUAAGCACAAGAACCGUCAGCGAUGGUGUCAUACAAUUCAUCAUAGAUAAUAACAUAGACGAUGGUUUGGUAGACUACUGGAUUGGACUCAAUGACAUUUCACAAGAAGGGAGUUACAUAUGGAUCAAUGGUGACCCAUUCGUCUACACAAACUGGUCACGAGGCAAUCCGAAUAAUUUUAAAAAUCAAGACUGUGGUCAGUUGUGGACUUCUCGAAACUUUCUAUGGGACGAUGCUAAAUGUUCUCGUGACAAGGGAUACAUAUGUCAAAGAUGCCAUCAGUACACAAUUUAUACCUUCGCACGUUUCAUCCACCGCAAUGAUCCCAACCUCACUGAUCCAGGUAUGAUAGACUGA